AUGUUGUCGGCAUCCAGACGAGCGACGGGCGCCCUGUCGCGGCAGCUCCGCAUUGCCUCGAGACCUUUUACAGUGUCGACGACGGUCCGCACGACCGAGAGACCCGCCGUCGUCGAGAAGAACGAGGCCGCGACGCCCCAGGUCGCCGAUAACGCCGUCCCCGAGACCGUCGGCCAGGCGCCCAACAGGUCGCUGAUCUGGUCACGCAGCCAGAAGCCCCGCGCCGAUGCCAUGACUGGCCCGCGGUUCGAACAGACCGACUUCUCCCUCCAGCCACAACCUCACUCAGCAAUUGAGCUCAUUCACAAGGAGCCUGUCCGGUGGACUCACCAGCGCGUCGUUGCAUGUGACGGCGGUGGCGGCCCCUCUGGCCACCCUAGAAUCUAUAUCAACACGGACAAGCCGGAGAUUUCCAGCUGCAACUACUGCGGCCUUCCUUUUGCCAACGAGCACCACCGCAAGCACCUCGAAUCCCUCCCCGAGACGUCGUACCCCCUCGCAUAG
This is a messenger RNA of Colletotrichum orchidophilum, 504 nucleotides long. Its product is annotated as zinc-finger domain-containing protein. Bases 1 to 504 code for a protein of 167 amino acids. The record is from RefSeq and is a predicted model, not a curated record. The transcript is spliced from 3 exons. Lineage: Eukaryota; Fungi; Ascomycota; Sordariomycetes; Glomerellales; Glomerellaceae. Gene Ontology annotation, biological process: mitochondrial electron transport, NADH to ubiquinone.